AGCUGACGAGUGUUGUGCUGAGGAGACUGAGUGCAGAGCUCAGCUGGAGUCUGGCCAUGAUGCUGUGCAGUCCUCUUCUUGGAGCCCUGCUCACCAUCGUUGCGGGCUGCCUGUGUCUGCUCAAGCUGCUCAGGCACCGCGGGCCCCGGGAGCCACCUCUGGACAAAGGUCUUGUGCCCUGGUUGGGCCACGCCGUAGCUUUCCGGAAGAAUAUGUAUGAAUUCUUGAAGAGGAUGUGGGCCAAGCACGGAGAUGUGUUCACGGUGCAGCUCGGAGGCCAGUACAUCACCUUUGUCAUGGACCCCCUGUCCUUUGGCCCCAUCAUUAAGGACACACAGAGAACACUAGACUUCACAGAGUUUGCACAUGAACUGGUGUUGAAGGUAUUUGGGUACCGGCCCAUGGACGGGGACCACCAGAUGAUACACUCAGCCAGUACUAAGCAUCUGAUGGGACAAGGCUUGGAGGACCUCAACAAGGCCAUGCUGGACUGUCUGUCCUUGGUGAUGCUAGGGCCCAAAGGCCCGAGUCUGGAUGCCAGCUGCUGGCACGAAGAUGGCCUUUUUCGCUUCUGCUAUAGCAUCCUGUUCAAGGCUGGCUUCCUGAGCUUGUUUGGCUGCACGAAGGACAAGGCGCAGGAUCUGCUUGAGUCUGAAGAGCUGUUCACCAAGUUCCGCAGGUUUGACUUGCUUUUCCCCAGGUUUGUCUACUCCCUGCUGGGGCCCCGGGAGUGGGUAGAAGUGGGCCAACUCCAGCGUCUUUUCCACAAGAGACUCUCUGUGGAACAAAACCUGGAGAAAGACGGCAUAAGUAACUGGUUAGGCUACAUGCUUCAGUUUUUGAGGGAGCAGGGAAUAGAUUCAUCCAUGCAGGACAAAUUCAACUUCAUGAUGCUCUGGGCCUCCCAGGGGAACACGGGGCCAACCUGUUUCUGGGCCCUCAUGUUCUUGCUGAAGCAUCAGGACGCCAUGAAGGCCGUACAAGAGGAAGCCACCCAGGUCCUGGGUGAGGGCAGGUUGGAAGGCAGAAAGUCCUUUGCCUUCGCACUGAGUUCCCUGAAGCACACGCCAGUGCUAGACAGUGUGAUAGAGGAGACCCUACGGCUGGGCACUUCCCCCACUCUCCUUAGGAUGGUGCAGAAGGAUUGUGUCCUAAAGAUGGACAGUGGGCAAGAGUACCAGAUCCGCCGUGGAGAUAAGGUGGCUCUCUUCCCCUACCUCUCGGUGCACAUGGACCCCGACAUCCACCCCGAGCCCACAGUCUUCAAGUACAAUCGCUUCCUCAACCCUGACGGCACCCGGAAGGUGGACUUCUACAAGUCAGGCAAGAAGAUCCACCAUUACAACAUGCCGUGGGGCUCAGGCGUCUCCAUCUGCCCUGGCAGGUUCUUUGCCCUCAGCGAGAUAAAGAUCUUUGUCCUACUAAUGGUUAUGUACUUUGACUUUGAGCUGGUGGACCCCAACGUGCCUGUGCCCCCUCUACACCCAAGGCGCUGGGGCUUCGGCACCUCACAGCCCAGCUAUGAGGUGCGAUUCCGCUACCGCCUGAAGCCCAUGCACGCAGUGAGCUCAUGAGCCUGACCACACCCUGUAGUCCGGAGUGGCGCCAAACAGCCCUCCUCCUGGCUCUGUGGCACCCCUGCCACUCCCUGGGAUCCUUGCUGUCUUGUCACGCUCCGUGAAAGAUGCUGUCUCCCCGGGGGUUUUCGCCAGACCCUCCUCUUAGGAGGAGCACCCACGAACAGCUCAAUCUCAACCUGCAGCGGGUGUCUCGUCCUGGCGGACAAACUGAGCUUGCGCAAGUCAAGCAGCGUCUGGCGAAUGCUGCCUCAAACCCUCCUGCCCGCUCUAUUCGGUGCCCGUACUCCGCACCCUGGAGGUGUUUCUAUGGCAUCAAGCCAUGUGUGUGAUUAUUCCUAAUAAACCGGCUAAGAGAAAG
Microtus ochrogaster (prairie vole) is the source of this 1938-nucleotide messenger RNA. It is a transcript of the gene Cyp8b1, whose product is annotated as cytochrome P450 family 8 subfamily B member 1. Gene Ontology annotation, molecular function: iron ion binding; sterol 12-alpha-hydroxylase activity; heme binding. Lineage: Eukaryota; Metazoa; Chordata; Mammalia; Rodentia; Cricetidae. The record is from RefSeq and is a predicted model, not a curated record.